Molecule: messenger RNA, 1366 nt
Organism: Amphibalanus amphitrite
Lineage: Eukaryota; Metazoa; Arthropoda; Thecostraca; Balanomorpha; Balanidae
Product: homologous recombination OB-fold protein-like
Exons: 6
Coding region: 17-1366 (449 amino acids)
Biological process (GO): recombinational repair
Source: RefSeq, a predicted model, not a curated record
GCCGGCCUCGCCCGAGAUGUCCACUGCAGAUAUGUUCGCCGACGACGAUGAUCUAAUGGAUGCGGACCUGCUAGACGCCUGUGAGGCGGCCGAGGCGGCUCCUGCGGCCGCCCACCUCCCGACCGUCGGCGCCGUCAGCUCUCAGUCACGUGAUCUGCCCAGCGGCGCCGCCACUGGCCCACGUGACAUGCUGGACGACAUAGGGGAGGCACCACGUGACACGGAAGAUAAGCGGAACGGUGCUAAAACGCCGCCGCGUGACCCACCAGCCAGUCGGUGUCCACUAGCUGACCUGAGAUCAGGUGACUCACCGGUCGCUGGGUCGGCGUUCCCUGGAAACGGAGCACGUGACUCACCUCUGGCCGGCAUGACGCUCCCUGACCGGGAGUCACGUGACAUGCCGGCGGGUUCUCGCCGGUCGUCUGGCGUGCCACGCUCCGGUGGGCGGCGCUCGACGGGCUCGGCAGUGAAGAGACGCUUCCCCGGACCGGCCGGCAUUCUACCCAUGACGGGCUCUCUGCUGACACUGGCGCACGAGGUCAGUCUCCAGGACGAUGACCCGAUCGCCGCUGGGGAGGACGAUGACCCCACCCUGCAUGACCCGGUCUCGGAGAGUCAGCUCUCGCAGCCGGAGGACACUGCCGCCUGGGAGGCCGGGCCGUGGCGCCGACUACUGGCCGAGCUGCGACUCUCGCCGGCCGACGCCGACGGCCUGCCGCGCCGCAUUAACCUGGGCGCGGUGCGCCGCGCGGCGGCCGCUAACCAGCUGCGCAAGGUGCCCCUACUGGCGGCCGUGCUGCACAGCCUGGAGCCCACCUCGGACCUCAGCUACCAGGCCACCUUCCGCGACCCCACUGGUCAAAUGGAGGGAACCGUAGCCAAGGACGCGUUUGAGCACGGUGGCGCCGCGCUGCGGCCGGGCUGCGCACUACUGCUUCGUGACGUGGUCGUGUGGCGGGAGUCGGCGCGGCGGCUCUAUCUGAGUGUGACCCGUCGCAGUCUGGUCUACCUCGCACCGGAGACGCCGGCCGGGGCCGAGCCCGCGCCCGUCGUCCGGGUAGGUGGUAGGGAGGCAGGGGUUUCCGAGCUCAGUGAGGCCGAGCUGGCGUCCGCUCGGCUCGUGGAGGAGCCGCCAGAGGUGGCCGUACUCCAGGAGUCUCCUCCGCCGUCCCCGCCUCGGCCGCAGCUGUACCCGACCCCUCAGCUGUCCGGCGGCGGCAGCGGCGGCGGCCGCGGCUGGCGGGGCCGCGGUGGCCGCUCAUGGCGCGGCAGAGCGGCCGCCAAACACAAACCGGAUACCAUUUCUGCGGCCGAGAUCGACGCCAUGUUUAAUGAUGACGAUGAUGUGCUGUUCGGGCAGCUCUGA